AUGGUCAAACCAGCAAUAAUGGCUGCGGACGCCCUUCCGAGGUUCUUACUUCCUAGACUGAGCUGGAUUGGACCUUCAACAGCUUCCCAAGUCUUGCGACCCCUCUCGGCCUACCCUCCGAGCUCCCGCCGACAAAUGCAUAGCCAGCCGGAUGUCUUCCGCAGCGCAAACCGAUCCCAGCGAUGCCGUUCUAGCAACUCCAACCGCAGAAGCCCAUCGAUGCUUGAGAAUCCCGUUAUCAAGAGAUCAUUCCACGCGACUCCCACAAGGCAACGAGAUCAUCACUUCGACACUCUCAAGUUUGUACAGCGUCUCAAGUCGGAUGGCUUCACGGAAGAGCAAGCCGAGGCCAUGAUGAAGGUUCUGAACGAUGUAAUCGAAGAGAGCAUACAGAACCUCACCCGAACAAUGGUCCUUCGCGAAGACGCCGCCAAGGCCACCUACACGCAAAAGGUCGACUUCGCCAAAUUGCGAUCCGAGCUUCUAUCCGCCGAUAGCACCGAGUCAAGCACAACGCGCGCCUCCCAUGAGCGCCUGGCAAACGAUAUUGCGAAGUUGAGCUCGCGGCUGCGCGACGAGAUCGGACGUACCCAGGCCAGUGUGCGGCUAGACCUUAACCUGGAGAAGGGACGCAUUCGCGAGGAGGCUGUCGGCCAGGAGCUUAAAAUCAAGGAAACAGAGACCAAGAUAGAACAAGAGGUUGCGGCUCUGAGAGAGAAGCUGGAGCAAGUCAAGUUCCAAACGCUACAGUGGCUGAUGGGCGUGUGCACUGGUUUUGCUGCCUUGCUGCUUGGUGCUUGGAGAUUGCUCAUGUAG
Molecule: messenger RNA, 816 nt
Organism: Colletotrichum truncatum
Lineage: Eukaryota; Fungi; Ascomycota; Sordariomycetes; Glomerellales; Glomerellaceae
Biological process (GO): mitochondrial respiratory chain complex IV assembly
Cellular component (GO): mitochondrion
Source: RefSeq, a predicted model, not a curated record